AUGAAUUGGUGUAUUCCGUCAUAUUCCUUAAUAACUUUAGGGUCUGCCCUUAAAUUUAUAAUUGCAAUUGGAGUUUAUUUCAGUAUAUUAUUACUUUGGAGCGUAUAUCGGGAAGUUUAUAAUGUUUUAGUUAACUCUCAAAUCUCUAAUUUAAAUGAAGAUGCAGGAUUUAUAUCCUUUCAGAGUCCACUAAUUGGUUAUAAGACCUGCUAUAUUGGAAUGGUUUUGAAACAAAUAUAUAUGAUUCUCCUGGUAUUGAGUCAAGUAUUACUGUGCAUAGUUGUAUGGAAUGUAAUUUGUGCAUCAAGUGCAGAUAUACUACCUUAUUGGCCAGAAAGAGCUCAAGCUUACAUAAUAUUAUAUUGCUCAGGUUUAAUUUUAGCUUUUAUUCGUUACUUUGCAGAACCUCAAUUUAAUUCAUUUUUUAUGCUCAGAGAUUCUUUAAGAACUUGUUCAUAUAUUAAAUCAGCACCGAAAGAUUCAGAUAUUUGGUUUUUUAUUCACUGGAUUAACAGUUUAAGAGGAUUAGACAGACUAAAAUCCUUAAAAGGCGAUGUGACCAGUUUUAAUCAGAAUCUAAAUUCCAAGUCUAAAUGUACUCAAUCCACAGAAAAAGAAUUAAGUUAUCUUAAAUCUGUAAAACUUCCUCUACUUCCAGUAUGUGUACAUCCUGAUGGAACUCGAUAUCUUUGUCACCAUCAGGUAACUUAUUGCUAUGUUGAGACUAGAAAUGAAUUUGUCCGAUUUGAUCAAGAUUGGGAUUUUACAGAACUUGUUCAAUAUGGAAUAGCAAAUGGAGGAUUAUCAAGCAAAGAGGCACAAACAUUACUACAUCAAGUUGGAAGUAAUGAUAUCAAUUUAGAAAUGCCUAGUAGAUUAGAGGUUUUAUGUAAGGAGUUACUACAUCCUAUAAAUAUCCUACGUUUAGGGAGUUUAUGGCAAGGUGUAUUUUUACGUUUUUAUUUAUGGUCAUUUUUGUGGGCUUGUAUGAUUACUUCAACUAUACUAGGGACGUUAAAGAUUAUUCAAAAAAAUAGAGAAAGUAUACAAAGAGCUCUUCAAAAUUUUGUAUAUAGACCUGUAGAAGUUAAACGUGAUGGAGUUUACAAAGUUAUUCCUUCAAAUGAAUUAGUUCCAGGAGAUCUUAUUUUGUUACCAAAUGGAUUUGUUGCUCCUUGUGAUAUAUAUGUAAUAUCAGGAUAUGUAUUAGUUAAUGAAACCUAUAUGAGUGGUGAGACAUCCCCUACGAUAAAAACUCCCAUAAAUUUGGACUUUUCAGACAGUCCCAGUGAUACAGAUAUUGAUACUUUGACUGAAUAUAAUAAAAAAGAUAUAUUAAAUGACAACUUUCUACUAUGUAAUGAAGGUUUGGGAACUCAAGAAGGAAUUUCAGUAUAUUCUAAUUCAAAAGAAAGUUUAAGAAGUUAUAACAAUAAUAAUACAAAAGUUCAAAGUAACUCAUCUAUAUCUAUAAAAAAGAAUAAGACUAAUAAUCAAUCUAAGUCCUCACUUUACUCAUCACUACCUGAGCCUAUAUACACAGGUACUGAAAUAAUAAACUCUUUAGCCUCUCAUAAUUAUAAUGGAAGUGCUUUAGGAGUAGUAUUUAAAACUGGAAUAUAUUCAACUCAUGGACAAUUAUUAUACAAAAUUUUAUAUGGAGAUGAAUCUGAAAGUUCACAAGAUUCUUUGUUUUCUCAUGUUGGGUAUAUCCGUAACUUUGUAUCCUUCUGGUUUAUUUCUAUGUUUACUGCCUGCUGCCUUAUAUUAUAUCAAAAUUAUAUUCUUGGUUGGAAGUUAGGGUCUUUUUUUUUUGCAGUUGGAACUUUUAUUCAGCUUCUUCCUAUAUGGGCUCCAGCAUGUAUUCAAUCUUCCUUAGAUAGAAGCGUAAAGCGUUUGGAUAAAAUUCAUGGUCUUACAAGCACAGUUCCAUCUAGAAUUCCCUUUGCUGGGAAGUUAAAAGUUAUUUGUUUUGACAAAACAGGAACCUUAACUAACAGUAAGAUGACUUUAAUGGGGGUUGUCCCAUUUUCUUUAAAAUAUGAAUUAUAUUCAUCCCCAAAAUGGAACAACUCACAAUUAAUUUCUGAAGAGUACCAUGAUUCAAUUGAUUCUAUAGAUUUAGCAAAAAUUCAACAAAAAUCUGGGAUAUAUUUACUAAAAAAAGAAUAUGAUGAUGAUUCAAAUAUAAAUAACAAUAAUUCAAAUGAGGGUGGAAUCAGUAAAUUAGAUAAAGAUUCUUUCGAUAUAAAAGUUCAUCCAGAACAAAGUUGGGAAUCUUCUACCAUAUCAUUUGAUGAAGAGGAUCCUUUAAUUAGACAUGAAGUUAUUCCUAAUUUGUCUAAAAUGUAUAUGAAGAUACCUCAAGCUAUUUCAGUUAGCUCUCUUAGCUUUGAUAGUAUUUUUCUCUUAGGUAUUACCUGUUGCCAUACCCUUUCAUACUAUGAAACAUCUGAUAAUAAGAUCCAAUAUUAUGGAAAUGAUAUUGACAAAGCUCUUUUUAUGAGUACUAAUGCUGAACUAAAAAUAAGGAAUAACAGAAGAUUUAUAAAACCAAGUGGUUAUAGCUGCUUGGAAAAACCAUUAGAUAAUGAAGAUUUUCCAAUAGAAGUUGUUAAAAUAAAUAAUUUCGAUUGGCGUUAUGCUUGUAUGUCUGUAGUAGUGCAUAUGAGAUUAGAAAAUCGCUACUUUGUGUUCUGUAAAGGUUCACUAGAAGCAUUAUCACAAAUAAUUAAGCAUAAAGAAGUUUUGAGCUCUGAAGAAAUAAAUAUUUAUAGCCAUUUAGGCUAUUAUGUAAUGGGUCUUGCAUAUAGAGAGAUUACUGAACAAAAUAUAAUAAAUUUCCUUAAAUAUAAGACAAAAUUUAAUAUCUCACGACGCAUUUUAGAAUCUGGACUGUCAUUUCUUGGAUAUUUAUUAUUUCUAAAUGAAUUAAGACCUUCUGCAACAACCCUUAUUCAAGGAAUAAAGACUGCAGGAAUCACACCAAUAAUGGUCACAGGUGAUUCUGCCUAUACUGCAUUAUCUGUUGCUAGGAAAGUUGGUAUUAUUUCACCCGGAUCGUCAGUAGCAAUUGGAGAUGUCAUUUCAUCUAUUUCAUCACAAGAGGAGCAGGAAAUUGUAUGGUAUACUGGGAAUACUGGAAAUGAGGAACGGAUAGAUCCUAUUGAUAUUUAUGAAUCCUCUGAUUAUGAUGCGCUUGUGGUAACUUCUAAAGCUUUAAUAAUAUUGGCAUCUGAAAAAUAUCAAGAUCUACUCAGGUAUAAAUUAGAAUCAACUUACAUUUUAGAUAAUGAGGUCACUUCUCGACAUAUAAAUAAUUUAUACGAUAGAAUUUUUGAACGCAUAAAAAUUUUUGCAAGAGUGACUCCAGAUCAAAAAUUAGCUAUUGUCCAGAAGUAUAUUGAACGAGGUAUCAUUACUGGUAUGGUUGGAGAUGGAAUUAAUGACUGGCCUGCAUUGAAAUCAGCUCAUGUCGGUAUUGCAAUCAUAGGAAAUAUACCUAAUGGUAAAGAUCAACUAAGUCUAAAUAAUGUAAAAACAAGAACUGUCAAUUCUUGUAAUUUGGAUAAUAUACAAACUUUAUCUCCAAUGACACUUGUAUUUGCUUCAUUUAAUCUAAAUGAAGAACAUUUAUUGAAUAUAUUGGAUCUUAUUCGAGAAGGUAGGGCUGCCAUGGUAACUACAUUUGCCUUGUUUAUGUUUAUAGCAUCUCAGGGCACCUAUUAUUCUAUAUUUAAAAACAUUUUAUUUGCAAUCGCACAGGCAAAUCUCCCAGUUAUGACUUAUGUAUAUAUAGAUAGCUUCAUUGUUUUCCCUUCACUUCUAUUUAUGAUUAGAUCAAAACCAAAAAGGCAUCUACAAGCAUAUCGUCCAACUGGAGCAUUUUUGGGGUCAAGAACACUCUUAUCUUUCCUUUGUUUAUUAAGUAUAAAUCUAUUCUUUUUCUUUAAUAUGAUACGAAGAUUAUUUUCAAUGCCUUGGAUGGUUUUUUCAUAUUCUUAUAAUAUUUCAAUCCCUGUUCAUGAAUGGUAUAGACGACAAGAUAAUUAUGAAGCAUCAUCGACCUCUCUUUGGAUGUGUUUUCAACUCUCUUUUGUUGCAAUAAUACUUUCUUUUGGUGGAAGGUUUAGGGAAAGAGUUACUAGAAAUAAGUAUUUGAUAUUAUGGGUAUUACUGUGUCAUAUUAUAUUGUGGUUCUUAUUAUUAUCAGGUCCCAAUAGUAUAACAUGUUUGUUUAGGGUUAAUUGUUCAAAUUAUAUAGACCAAAUAUCUUCAUUAAAAUUAACUGGUGGUAAGUUUCAAGGUCCAGGGAAUCACAAUAUAUUCCCUAUUAGCUGGAAGUUUGAAUUCCUCUUUUGGAACUAUGCAAGUAUUCUAUGUAUGACUCUGGCAUAUUGGCUAAUUAGUUCCUAUGUAAGAAAGGGGCAAAAGUCUACUUUGAGAAGGUACAAUUAG
Cryptosporidium muris RN66 is the source of this 4458-nucleotide messenger RNA. Its product is annotated as E1-E2 ATPase family protein. The transcript has 2 exons. The record is from RefSeq and is a predicted model, not a curated record. Lineage: Eukaryota; Apicomplexa; Conoidasida; Eucoccidiorida; Cryptosporidiidae. Gene Ontology annotation, molecular function: ATP hydrolysis activity; P-type transmembrane transporter activity; ATP binding. Bases 1 to 4458 code for a protein of 1485 amino acids. Gene Ontology annotation, cellular component: membrane.